AUGAAUAAUCACGUAUAUAGCUAUAUUGAUAAAUUAAUUAGAGAACAUAAAAUAAUAGUAUUUAUGAAAGGAGAAAAGUUAAUGCCAAUGUGCAGCUUUUCAAAUACAGUAGUAGAAAUUUUAAAUAGUUUUCAUAUUGAUUAUCACAUCAUCAAUGUGCUGAAGAAUGAUAAGAUACGAAAAGAUAUUAAAUUGUAUUCACAAUGGCCAACUAUUCCCCAAGUUUAUAUUAAUGGUGAAUUUAUUGGUGGGGCAGAUAUUAUUUUGGAUUUAUAUCAAAAAUUACAAUUACAAGAAAUAUUAGAAAAAUCUAUUAAUUCUUAA
Messenger RNA from Chondrus crispus (carragheen), 324 nucleotides. Lineage: Eukaryota; Rhodophyta; Florideophyceae; Gigartinales; Gigartinaceae. The record is from the annotation of a RefSeq genome assembly.